AUGGAUUUACCAUGGAGACCAGAGUUAUACAAGCCAUCCUCAGCUUGUGAAAUUGCUCCUCAUCAAAUUUUAGAGGCCGAAGCCUUGGCGUCCGAAGUCAAAGACUUUGCUCAAUUCACAAAGGAUAUUACAGGAACCCCAUACGACCCGGAAAACUGGCUUAAUCGUGGUAAUUGCCUCCGCCGAUUAGGGUACCCGGAACUUGCUCUUGGCGAUGUUCAAAAGGCCAGGCUUCUAGUCGAAGCAGCUUUAGAGAAUGAUUCUACCUUAGGUACUGAUGCUUACAAAGCAUAUAGCCAGAAGAUAUGGCAGCUCCAUCAAACUCACCCAGCAUGGAUGCCCAGGAAAGCACAGGUUGCCACGCCAGAAUCUCUUCGAGCUUUAGUUACAAUUCUACUAAAAAGACUGGAACUUCAGAUUUGGUCGGAGCUAAUGGAAGGAUUAAUGGCUUCCAAUUGCUGCUCAGAUUAUCUUGAGGUAAGUAAAGAUGCGGUAGCCAAGUUCCCAGAUGAUCAGAUUUUCCCUUCGGAAGUAACAAAUGCGGAAUCAUGGUUCGAGCAACGGCAAAAUAUCCUUCAAGGAUAUGUUGACGAUGAAGAAAUGACAGCCGAGGCCAUGAAGACUACUCUUUACAACGGAGGCGUCUACCCAACAGCAUAUCCAUGGAUGACCGAAGAUGUUGUCACAAGAUCCGACGAAGUAAUAGAAAAGGUGGCGGCCGAAUUUGCCUCUGCAUCAUCCAAUUGUGUAGUCUCAAAGAGCACAAUUAGAUUGGCCAUUUCGCCUGAAGAAAUAUCGGAGAUAGAUGUACUUGGCGUUGUGGCAACAAGAGAUAUUCUGGCAAAAGAAUCAGUUCUUGUUGACCCUACGCUUGCUGCUGUAGUUGACAGUGUCGACCGCUGCCCAGCUUGUUGUGGGCCAUUCUUGAAUAAAAUCGAAAAUUCAUGUUGUAAAACUUUGUACUGUAGCUCUUCCUGCUCUCAAAUUGCACUGGAUAGUUAUCAUACCAUCUCUUGUGGUAAAGGUCUAGAUUUCUUGCUCGGGACCGAAUCAGAAUCUUUGUCAAACCCCACAGAAUCGUCUAUAGGAUCCAACUUAUUUCUCCGCGUUCUCGCCCUUUCUUUAAAAGAAAAUGCCGCCAGUCCCCUGAAAACUUCUCUCAUAUCACGCCUCACACCCGCGUACAAUCCAAAUAACCCUCAACUCAUUGCGUUAAAUUUCAAGGAUCACAUCAUAACCCCAAUCCGCAUUCUUCGUGGGCUUGGUAUCGAUGUAUUCGCGAACAGCGCAUAUGAUACAUGGGUUCUGCACACUAUCUAUUGUCGUUUGCAGAACAAUAAACACGGGCAAACCUUCGAUAAUAUUUGCGGAACCGCCGUAAAUCCUUUAUAUUCGAUGUUUAAUCACAGCUGCGAUCCCAACAUUGAUUGGAGACACGACGAUGAAAACAGCACAGUCACUAUGUUUGCUGAGAGAGAUAUCAGGAAAGGGGACGAGAUGUUUAUUUCGUAUAUCGGGAGAGGCAAGGGUCUUAAGGAAAGACAAGGGAAACUUAUGCCUUGGUUUGGCAUGGAUUGUGCAUGUCACAAGUGUGACGAGGAGAAAUUAGAGGCGAUGGCGGCAGGUAUCACCAUCUGA
Messenger RNA from Botrytis deweyae, 1638 nucleotides. RefSeq lists its product as uncharacterized. The record is from RefSeq and is a predicted model, not a curated record. The coding region runs from base 1 to 1638 and encodes 545 amino acids. NCBI's taxonomy places the organism in Eukaryota, Fungi, Ascomycota, Leotiomycetes, Helotiales, Sclerotiniaceae. Gene Ontology annotation, molecular function: protein binding. Gene Ontology annotation, cellular component: nucleus. The transcript has 2 exons.